This is a messenger RNA of Lutra lutra (Eurasian river otter), 5575 nucleotides long. RefSeq names its product CD226 molecule (gene CD226). Gene Ontology annotation, biological process: positive regulation of natural killer cell cytokine production; positive regulation of mast cell activation; positive regulation of T cell receptor signaling pathway. Lineage: Eukaryota; Metazoa; Chordata; Mammalia; Carnivora; Mustelidae. The coding region runs from base 350 to 1357 and encodes 335 amino acids. The transcript is spliced from 7 exons. The record is from RefSeq and is a predicted model, not a curated record. Gene Ontology annotation, cellular component: external side of plasma membrane.
GUCUGAGUAGCUACGUGGUGAAGACGCUUCUAGAAGCAGUUACACUCCUUGACUGGUUUUAAUCCUCCAAAAAGCCCUGCUUAGUGAAAUAUCAAUGCUUUCCUUCUGCCCCCACUGGGAGGAGCUCUGGAGGAGAGAAGAGCCCAGGAGCUCCGGGCCUGGGACAAAAGCCCUGGGCUGUCCCUGCCACGCCAACCCAGAGAGAACGGGGAGGUUGCCAGGGACAGGAGGGGGCGAGGUAAGGAGGCCACGACAAACAGGAAGCCCCUAACCAGACACACGCGGCCAAGGAGAGUUACAGCGAGCAGAAGCAACAUCUCAAGACCAGCCUCCCAAACGGUUUCCAGAGAUGGAUUAUCUUAAAUUCUUCUUCGCUCUUCUUCACGUAUACAGAGCGCUAUGUGAAGAGAUGGUUUGGGACACGACUGUUAAGCUUGCUGAGAAUAUGAGUCUGGAGUGUAUAUAUCCGUCACUGGACACCUUAGUUCAGCUGGAAUGGCAGAAGAUCACUGCGGCCAACAGAGAGCUCAUGGCCAUUUUCAGCCCUACUUACGGUUUGAGUGUAAAGCCGCCCUAUACUGAUAGGGUUUACUUUUUAAAUUCCACCAUGGCGCCUAAUGAUAUGACCCUGUCCUUUCAUAACGUCUCUGAGGCCGAUGUUGGCUUCUAUUCCUGCUUCCUGCACACUUUCCCACAAGGACAUUGGGAGAAGGUGAUCCAGGUGGUUGCCUCAGAUAGCUUUGAGAUCGCCGUGCCGUCAAGGAAGCACAUUGUCUCAGAACCUGGGAAAAAUGUCACACUCACCUGUCAGCUUCCACAGAAGGGGCCAAUACAGCACAUUACAUGGGAAAAGAUCCAGCCCCAUCAGAUUGACCUCUUGACUAGCUGCAACUUGUCUCAAGGGAAAGGUUAUGCUUCAAAGUACCAAAGACAGAUACUGAGCAACUGUAGUCAGGGCAUGACAAGCUCCUUCAUUGUCAUGCCCCACGUCAUGGCCUCUGACUCAGGACUCUACCGCUGCUGCUUCAAGGCCAGCACAGGGGACAAUGGAACCUUGGAAACAAUCGCAAUGAGGUUGACUGUAACCGAUGGUAAAACUGAUAACCAAUACACUCUCUUUGUGGCCGGAGGGGCAGUUUUAUUGUUGCUGUUUGUUCUAAUUACCACGGUCACCGUCAUUUCUUAUAAGAGGAGAAGGAGUCAGAAGAAACUAUUUAAAGACUCCUGUGAUGCACAGAAUAAGGCAGCCAACAACUACAGAAAUCCCGACUCUACCAAUCAGUCAUCGGAUGGUGCAAGAGAGGAUAUUUAUGUCAACUACCCAGCCUUCUCUCAGAGGCCAAAGACCAGAAUCUAAGCAUUUUCCUUGAGCUGAGCAGAUUUAUGAUGACUAUUUUAUAUUAUUUUUUUCCCACUACUCGGUGCCUACCCUGGAUACUAGUUGGCUACAUUUAUUUAAUUUGAUAGGAAAAAUACCUUAUAACUUGAAGAACAUUCUUAGCAGAAAUGUUUCAGAAACCCUGAUUCUCAUUAGUAUAUACGUAAGGGGAAACUCACUGAGUCAUGUAAUGGAACAAUCCAGGGGGGAUCCAGCUUCAGACAAGAGUUAUUUCCGAAGGUUUAAAUGUCACAUAUUGGAUUAAGUAUGGGCAUAAACCUGUUUCUGGGUCUCCUUUCGUGGUGUUGGAUCCACUGUAUUGGUGUUAGCCUAACUCUUAUUCACGUGUUUCCUUGUGUUUCCAACAACUCUUGGCGAUUCGCAAUCCUUGUUUCUGCCUGGUAGAGAGUUUACUUCUCUGAUAAAGUAAAUGGAUUCGGUUAUUUGACCAUCACUGAACAGCCAUCAUGACUGGAAAGGAUGAAAUGGCUUAAGUAAAUUAAGGGUUCACCUCUAGAACAAGGACUGAGGCCAAAGCACAUUACCAGGGAAUUCAGAGUAUCAUUAGAGGAGGGAGAUGGGGAGAUGUUGGCUGGUGACCAACAAAUGUGGACUGCAAGCCAUUUCCAAACAUAAUGUUGACCAACUGAGAAGAGAACAUGUGGAUGGAUCUGGGUUAGCGCUCUCUCCCCCCACUUUAAAAUCUGCUCUAUCAGCAUAGUCCAGAAGAGUAGUUGGCAGCAGAAAUAAAUGAAUGGUCAAGAGGAAGACAAAUAGAACACGGAAAUCUCUUCCUUUUCUAUUAUCAAAUGAAGGAAUCCCUGAUUCUGCCUGGAAUUCUUUCCACUCUCUCUGGCUUAGCUUUAUGAGCAAGUGUAGUACAUGGUCCAAUAAUAACUUCAUGUUUUUGAUAUUGAAUUUUUCUACGUUUGAGAACUAUUUUAAAUAUGUGAAGUCUCUCAAAAGAGUCAGGCAUCUAGGCAUUAUCAAUUGUUUUUCUUUUUUAAUAAUUAUGGGAAAUCUGAAUAUAAGAAAAAGAAUGUUAGUUGCAAGUGUGGUUUGGGUUAUGGUAGAAACAUGAUGGGGAGGAACUUUGGAGGCCUAUAGGGAAGGAGGAACAGGGAACAAAGAAGAAUGGGAAGAUACAGAGAGAACUUUGUCUUCCUUUACAGUUUGGUCAAAGACAACCGUAGUGAUGUCAAUACACAGUAGUUAGUGGCUGUCCUGCCAUUGUCCACAAUCUAGAUGGGGUCACACAAUGAAAAGUAGUUCUGAAGCUAAAUAAGGAUCAUGAUCACCUUGAAACCACAGUGGUCAUUACCAAAGAGAGUGAUCAUUCAUGUCUCAAAUAUUUAUUACUCAUCUCUAAAACAUUCACCACAAAAAUUGCAUGUAAGUAUCAAAGUUGUAGGUUUUUAUGAUAAUUUUAAGUGAACCAAAACCAAAUUCUCAUGGUAUCUAGGCAGAUUUAAAGCUGCAAUUUACAGUCUUAAGUGAGUCAAUGGAUAUUUUAUGAUGAUAGCUUUAACUGCUGUGUGCACCCAAUAGAGCAAUGAUUCUGUGAAUCGCAGAAAUUGUGGGUGCCCCUGCCGGCUUCAAAAGAGAAAAAGCAGAAAUGUCCACUCUCAUGAGGUAUUUCCAAAUUCUCAGUGACUAAUAUGGGUGAGGAGGAAAGCAUUUCUACCAAUGCAAUAUGGGGAAAUGAAAAUCCCACUUGAACAGAGAAGAUGAUGGGGUGUGGGGGGGGGUGCCGGGUACAAAGUACAACCAGAUGCCACUGUCCUGGGAGUUUCCCUCAUGGAAGAUUCUACAGCAGAACCUGCAGACCAUUUAAAACCGGUCUCUUUUCCCAUGCAUGUUUUGCUUUUUCUUUAACCUGUCACUCAGAAUAUUUAUGAGAACUAUAUCCUCUGUCCCUCUUCUUCAUGUAUUCCUCCUCUGCAGAGCUCAGGAUUUUUCAGGCAUUUAAUACUCUUCUUAGUCCUGCUGGAAUUUCUCUGCACCCCCCACCGACCCCACCACUGGUCCUGUUACACUCUCAGCUGUUCAUGCUGAUGAAAUUCUACUCACUAAGGCUCUUUCCCUGGACAUCUUUACUUACUAAUGAAGCACUUUCAUUAUUGUCUGUUCAACAUUAUUCCUAAUUAGCUAGAGUUUUAUAACUCUCAUAUAUAUAUACACCUACUAUAGAAAUAAUACAUGGUAUGUAUAGUAUAUUGUGUGUGUAUAUGUGUUACACACACACACACUUAUGUGUGUGUAUUUUACCCUAAUCUGUUGUACUAAGGAAACCAAUCAAAACUGUUCCAUAGAAUAAAAGGUCAGAAUUGAAUUAAAUUAUGUUUUAAAUCUUUUUCGAAAGGUGCUACUUAGGGAGCAAGAUGCUUCCUUGCAUUCUUUUUUACAUAUAUAAUUUAUGAUGAUAUAUAAUAUAUUACAUAAAAAUCUAUGUUUCCUUUGAAUGCCAUAAAUGUACAUUUGAAUAUUUACAUGAAAGUAACCAAUUAAAGGGAAUUGCUGUGUGAUGACAAGUUAGGUAAGUUUGUUAAAUGUCAUUACAGAGUGUGCAGUUUUGUUGAGGAAAGAACACAUGCCAUUAACCUACGAUGACUAAGUAUUGAUUCUGUUAUCAUCAGAGAGACCUUGAGAAUUGAGACAUUAUUUAAAGGCCUUUAUGCACACUAAGAAAAUAGAAUUGAAAUUUCAUUAGCUUGUAAUUAUGCUUAUGGAUGCGAGGCAGCAGAUGAAGCUAUAUUCUUUAGUUAGUAAAUAUUACACUUGUAGGAUUUUUAAGGAAGUCAAUUUAUUACUAAAAUAUUAUAUGUAUACAUUUAAAAUACAUUGACUAUCAAUUUACAAGUCAAAGGAAGAUAAAAGUAAUUUUAGUAGGUUUACUUUCAUUGUAAAUAUUCAAGUUAUGUUGAUUUAUAUAGAACUAUCUUAAGUCACAUCUGCAGCUGUGUUACAGUAAUUCACCAAACUGGUAGAGUCCACAUUGUAAGUAGAAAUUGCUGUGAUCAACGUGCUUCUCCUCGAUUUAUAAUAAUGUGCUAUAUUCUGUGCUGCUUGUAUGACAUUUCAGCAAGACUGGAGCUGUUGCAGAACUCAAUGUUUAUAAAGUUCAGAUGGAGGCACUUAAUUGUGAGUACAAUCUUUAGCUUCUUUCCACAAUAGUGAAAAAACAUCUUUGGGAAAUAUAAAGUGACGCCAACUUAUAACACAGGUAUCACCAUUAGUUUGGCCACUAUUAGAACUUAGUGCCUAGAAAGUGUUGACUUUCAUGUUCAGGCUUUUGCAUAAAUUAAUAUAUGUUUCCACUGGUCAUUUCACUGGAAUUAUUUUAAGUCAAGUCUCUGGGCUCUUACAGUUUUAUCUGAAACAUAAAAUCAAGCAUUUUAAAAAACUUUUCUAUUGCUCAUGACUCAUAUGUAGAGCUGUGGCUUCUAGAAUUUGCUGCAAUACUUUCUAAGGGAAUUUUACAAAUCUUCAAGGUUGGUUUACAUAGUAUUUCAGAUUCAAAGCACUAACUGUGUUGGAAGGGGUGGUCAUAAAAGACCUAAUCUGGGGAUCUGUGUGAUGAAUGUCUGCAGUAAUUCCCAUGUAUUGCCUAUUGUCCCUGUUUGAAUGAUGAGUAAUAUAAUCACCCUGUGUAGAACAUUUUUUUUCCAGUUUUAUGUGUAAUUUCAGAUUCUCUGGUUUUGUAAGGCAUUCAAUGUCCUUGACAUACUGAAUUCUGUUGUUUGAAUGAAUAAAGUGCAGUGUUUCACCAUCAUUAGUUUUAUUUGCCAUCAAGGAAUAUUAGGAAAAAGUCCUCUAAGAGGAAUAAUAUUAACAUAAAGAGUUAAAUGUAGAAAAAAUUCAAACCACUGAGGCUUUAUAACUUCAAUAUCAAUGCAACGUUCAGUGCAUUUUUGAAGUGCAUGUAGUUCAAAAUCAAAUUGCUGUAUGAGGGGUUUUUGGAAAAAAAAAUGUUGUUUCUCGCCCUUCACAUUUUCCCUCCAUUGAGACAACAGAUUUCACUUCCUCCAAUUACUUUGUUUUUUGCUACUUUUCUGAAGAGCAGGUUAUAUCACUAGAUUUUUUUUUCAAUUUUAGACAUUAUUUACUGAUGUGGAUGCUUUCUUCUCCAUGAACUCACCACACCUUUCUCAUGUGCCCACCCUUCCAAAAGAUUUGUAUUAAAAUUGAGUUAUUUCA